AUGGCUAUGGAGAAAUACUACUAUACACUUACUGAGGAAAGGGCUAUGGGGAACUACUACUGUACACUUACUGAGGAAAUGGCUAUGAGGGAAUACUACUGUACACUUACUGAGGAAAGGCCUAUGGGGAAAUACUACUGUACACUUACUGAGGAAAUGGCUAUGAGGAAAUACUACUGUACACUUACUGAGGAAAGGGCUAUGGGGAACUACUACUGUACACUUACUAAGGAAAUGGCUGUGGGGAAAUAUUACUGUACACUUACUGAGGAUAUGGCUAUGAGGAAAUACUACUGUACACUUACUGAGGAAAUGGCUAUGGAGAAAUACUACUGUACACUUACUGAGGAAAUGGCUAUGGGGAAAUACUACUGUACACUUACUGAGGAAAUGGCUAUGGGGAAAUACUACUGUACACUUACUGAGGAAAUGGCUAUGGGGAAAUACUACUGUACACUUACUGAGGAAAUGGCUAUGGGGAAAUACUACUGUACACUUACUGAGGAAAUGGCUAUGGGGAAAUACUACUGUACACUUACUGAGGAAAUGGCUAUGGGGAAAUACUACUGUACACUUACUGAGGAAAUGGCUAUGGAGAAAUACUACUGUACACUUACUGAGGAAAUGGCUAUGGGGAAAUACUACUGUACACUUACUGAGGAAAUGGCUAUGGAGAAAUACUACUGUACACUUACUGAGGAAAUGGCUAUGGGGAAAUACUACUGUACACUUACUUAG
Molecule: messenger RNA, 738 nt
Organism: Mizuhopecten yessoensis (Yesso scallop)
Lineage: Eukaryota; Metazoa; Mollusca; Bivalvia; Pectinida; Pectinidae
Exons: 1
Coding region: 1-738 (245 amino acids)
Source: RefSeq, a predicted model, not a curated record